This is a messenger RNA of Penicillium longicatenatum, 4182 nucleotides long. RefSeq names its product cleavage/polyadenylation factor CFT1. Gene Ontology annotation, cellular component: mRNA cleavage and polyadenylation specificity factor complex; nucleus. The transcript has 9 exons. Gene Ontology annotation, molecular function: protein binding; nucleic acid binding. The record is from RefSeq and is a predicted model, not a curated record. NCBI's taxonomy places the organism in Eukaryota, Fungi, Ascomycota, Eurotiomycetes, Eurotiales, Aspergillaceae. The coding region runs from base 1 to 4182 and encodes 1393 amino acids.
AUGCAGUGCUAUACAGAGCUUUUGCCCCCAACGGGGAUUACUCAUGCACUUUCCCUUCCUUUUUUAUCAUCAACAGCUAGCAAUUUGAUUGUUGUGCGAUCAUCCCUGUUGCAGGUGUUUUCCUUGCUCAAGCCUUCAUCAGAGAGCACUGAGACCCACUCGGCACCUUUCCAUCCACCUGAGCCGAAAUUGGUUCUGGAAAAAGAGUACAAUUUGCCAGGAACGGUGACAGACCUGAGUCGAGUGAAAAUCUUGAAUUCCAAGAGUGGCGGAGAGGCCAUUCUGCUGGCUGUUCGAAAUGCCAAGCUCAGCCUGAUUGAGUGGGACCCAAAGCGCUACAAUAUUUCCACCGUCUCUAUCCACUAUUAUGAACGAGAUGACCUGACUCGCAGCCCCUGGGUACCAGACUUGAGCCAAUGUGGCAGUAUUCUGAGUGUGGACCCCAGCAGCCGGUGUGCGGUCUUCAAUUUCGGUAUUCGUAACCUGGCCAUCUUGCCUUUCCACCAGGCAGGAGAUGACCUUGUGAUGGACGACUACGAUUCUGGGCUGGACGGUGAACGGCCUACUCAAGCACCGGAUGGGGCAGCGGACCUGGAGAAGAGCAAGGGUGGCUCUGCUCAUCCCACGCCUUACGCUGCUUCGUUCGUUCUACCACUGACAGCCCUGGACCCUUCAUUGUUGCAUCCCGUCAGCUUGGCAUUUCUCUACGAAUACAGAGAGCCGACAUUUGGAAUUUUGUAUUCUCAAGUUGCAACCUCCAAUGCCCUUGUCCAUGAGAGAAAAGAUGUAAUGUUUUACACUGUCUUCACGCUAGACCUAGAGCAACGCGCGUCGACCACCCUCCUCUCAGUCUCCCGGCUCCCCAGUGACUUGUUCAAGGUUGUAGCACUGCCGCCUCCUGUGGGAGGUGCUUUGCUUAUCGGUUCCAACGAAAUUGUGCAUGUGGACCAAGCGGGUAAAACAAAUGCAGUUGGAGUGAACGAAUUCUCUCGCCAAGUAUCCGCAUUUUCCAUGAGUGACCAAUCCGACUUGGCCUUUCGCCUGGAGGGUUGUGUUGUGGAGCGACUGGGUGGCGACAGUGGUGAUCUUCUUCUUGCGCUUGCAUCGGGUGAUUUAGCGCUGAUAAAAUUCAAGCUGGAUGGUCGAUCUGUAUCGGGCAUGUCAGUCCAUUUGUUGCCAGCUCAAGCAGGCGGUGAUCUCCUCAAAUCGGCGGCCUCUUGCUCUACCUGCUUCAAUGAUGGAAACAUCUUCAUUGGUAGCGAAGACGCGGACUCGGUGCUUCUCGGGUGGUCUCAUUCGACUUCUAGCAAAAAGGCACGCUUAGAAACGAAGCGAAUCACCGAUGGCCUGGAUGAUUUAUCAGACGAGGAUCAAAUGGAAGAUGAUGGGUACGAAGAUGACCUCUACUCUUCAGUGCCUGAGCGAACCCAAACCGACACACGCCCAACCCCGGAGAACUCUAUGCCAGAAUUUUACCAUCUUCAACUUAAUGAUCGACUUCCCAGCAUCGGUCCUCUACGAGACAUCACUCUCGGCCAAGCUAGCCCAGCCUCGAGUGACUCGGAGGCGUCCGCCAAUGAAGGGGCUUCGGCCGAACUAGAGCUGGUCGCAUCCCAAGGCUCAGGCAAGAGUGGUGGGCUUGUUGUAAUCAAGAGGGAGAUUGAUCCUGUGACGACAAUGUCCAUGAGUCUCGAUGCUGCCGAUGGAGUGUGGUCGGCUACCAUGACUCAAGGCAAACAAGCCUCUUCGCACGUGGGCGAUUCAGACGGGAAAAACUCCAGUCAAUAUGUAAUUGUCUCACGGCUUACUGACACAGACAAAGAGAUAUCAGAGGUCCUCAUGGUGGAGGGAGCAGCAUUAAAACCCCUCAAGGCUCCCGACUUCAACCCGAGUGAGGAUAUUACUAUCGAUAUUGGGUUAUUAGCCGAAGAAUCCCGUCUUGUACAGGUUUUGCGAAAUGAAGUCAGGAUCUAUGACCGAGAUUUGGGGCUAGCACAAAUUUAUCCCAUAUGGGACGAAGACACGGAUGAAGAGCGUAUUGCCGUGAGCGCAAGCUUUGCCGAUCCUUACCUAGCCAUAUUGCGUGACGAUUCUUCACUCUUACUGCUCCAGACAGAUGCUAGCGGCGACCUUGAAGAGGUGUCUCUCCCAGACAAAAUGUCCACGUUAAAAUGGCGUUCGGGCUGUCUCUAUCACGACAAACAUCGAUCAUUCGGCGCUCUCCACACAAAAUCAAGUGCCGCUGAACCAAACAUUCAGUUAUUCUUGUUGAACGCCGAAAAUAAGCUCUCGAUAUUCAGCAUCUCGGACAUGAAAUUGCUAUCGGUCAUUGAAGGUCUCGACUGCUUGCAGCCGCUGCUAUCGGCGGAUCCACCUCGAAGAUCUAGUGCACGAGAAUCGUUGAAAGAAAUUCUGGUAGCUGAUCUCGGUGAUUCCUCGUUUGUCCAACCAUACCUAAUUCUUCGAACUGAUAAUGACGACUUGGUUGUGUACAAGCCAGUCUUCAUCCCAUCUGAGACCGAGAGUGGACAACCGAAUCUUCAAUUUUUCCGGGAAGCCCACCAUACUCUUUCUAAGCUCACCUCAAAGGAGUCACUCACAGAAACGGAGAUUCCCACACGUAGAAGACCAUUACGGGCUCUACAGAAUGUGUCAGGGCUCAGUACUGUGUUUAUGCCAGGUGACUCCGGUAGGUUCAUCGUUAAAACUGCUAAAAGCACACCACACGUGGUUCGCCUCCGCGGCGAAUUCACACGAUGGCUCAGUGGGUUUAAUUCACCGCUAACGGGCUGUGAAAAUGGCUUCAUCUACGUGGAUGCCGAGCAUACACUUCGGGCAUGUCUAAUUCCUCCAGAAACUCAGCUUGACUAUUCCUGGAUCUUGCGCAAAUUCUCGCUGGAGGAGCAAGUGGGCUUCUUGACUUAUUCAACAGCAUCUGAGACCUAUGUUCUGAGUUCCAGCUCCAGCGUGGGAUUCAAGUUGCCUGAAAACGAUGAGCUACACCCUGAAUGGCGCGAUGAAGCGAAAACAUUCCUACCUGAAGUUCCUCAAAGCUUCGUCAAAAUCAUCAGUCCGAAAACCUGGGAAGUUAUCGAUAGCUACCCGCUGGAGCCUGCUGAGCAUGUGACAGCGGUGAAGAAUGUGAAUCUAGAAGUGUCGGAAAAUACACAUGAGCGCAAAGAUCUGAUCGUUGUGGGAACGGCUAUUACCAAGGGCGAGGAUAUUCCAGCCCGUGGCUGCAUCUAUGUGUUUGACGUGAUUGAGGUGGUUCCGGAGCCAGGUAAACCGGAGACCGGCCGCAAACUCAAGCUCAUUGGCAAGGAGGUUGUCAAAGGCGCAGUGACCGCGCUGUCCGGUAUUGGCGGCCAGGGCUUUGUGAUCGUAGCGCAAGGGCAAAAAUGCAUGGUCAGGGGGCUCAAGGAGGACGGAAGCCUCCUUCCCGUGGCGUUCAUGGAUAUGCAGUGCUAUGUCAAUGUUGCAAAAGAGCUCAAGGGUACCGGGAUGGUCAUCUUGGGCGAUGCAGUCAAGGGCCUUUGGUUUGCAGGCUAUUCGGAAGAACCUUACAAGAUGACUCUCUUCGGCAAAGAUCCGGAGUAUCUGGAAGUCGCGGCUGCAGAUUUCCUACCGGAUGGUAACAAGCUCUACAUUUUGGUUGCAGACAGUGAUUGCAACCUGCACGUGCUGCAGUACGACCCUGAAGACCCCAAGUCAUCCAAUGGUGAUCGACUACUCAGCAGGAGCAAGUUCUAUACAGGCAACUUUGCCUCAACGAUGAUCCUAUUGCCGCGCACGGCGGUGUCAUCUGAACUUGUCGAGUCCACGGCAGAUGAGAUGGACGUGGACCACGCCAUUGCGACUCAAAAUGUUCUAAUUGCAUCACAAAAUGGAUCAUUGGCCCUGGUGACGACUGUCGCAGAGGAAUCAUACCGUCGCCUGUCUGCUUUGCAGUCUCAAUUGACCAACACGAUUGAACACCCUGGUGGAUUGAAUCCUCGCGCCUUCCGUGCAGUUGAAAGUGAUGGUGCCUCUGGUCGAGGAAUGGUUGAUGGAACUUUGCUUCGGCAGUGGCUGAGUCUGGGGAAACAGCGCCAGGCGGAUUUCGCGGGUCGGGUCGGCGCGACGGAGUGGGAGAUCCGGGCCGAUCUAGAAGCUAUCGGUGGAGACGGACUGGGGUACCUAUGA